Hemiscyllium ocellatum (epaulette shark) is the source of this 738-nucleotide messenger RNA. Its product is annotated as phosducin-like protein 2. Gene Ontology annotation, cellular component: cytoplasm. The record is from RefSeq and is a predicted model, not a curated record. Gene Ontology annotation, biological process: protein folding. The transcript is spliced from 6 exons. Lineage: Eukaryota; Metazoa; Chordata; Chondrichthyes; Orectolobiformes; Hemiscylliidae. The coding region runs from base 1 to 738 and encodes 245 amino acids.
AUGGACACAGAAUUAGGAGAUAUUGGCCAGGAUCCCAAUGAAGAUACAGAGUGGAAUGAUGCCUUACGAAGUUUUGGCAUUAUUCCUCCAAAAGAAAAACCGAGGGAUGAGGUUGAAGAAUUAGUCUUGCGUUUAAAGGAAGAAGCUAAAGUUAAACCCUAUGAACGGAUGAACCUUGCAGAGUUAAAAGAAGCAGAGGAUGAGUUUGAUGGGGAGGAUGAACGUGCUGUUGAAAUGUACAGGCGCAAGCGUCUGGCAGAAUGGCAGGCUUUACAAAGAAAAAGUAAGUUUGGUGAGUUGGCUGAACUCCAAGGAGAUGAGUAUGUAAAGCAAAUUACUUAUGCGGGAGACGAAAUAUGGGUCAUACUUCACCUUUAUAGACCAGGCAUACCAAUGUGCAUUUUGAUCAAUCAUCAUUUGAGUCAACUAGCUAAGAAGUAUCCAGAAACAAAAUUCAUGAAGGCCAUUGCAAAUAUUUGUAUUCCUAACUAUCCAGAUAAAUAUUUGCCAACAAUUUUUGUGUAUUUUGAGGGCCAAAUGAAGAGCAGGUUCAUUGGAAUGGAGUGUGGAGCUCCAGAUCUGAAGUUGGAAGAGCUGGAGUGGAAACUAGCAAACACUGGUGCAAUAAAGACCAGUUUAGAAGAGAAUCCCAAAAAAAAGGUUGUGGACAUGAUGACAUCAUCAAUACGAGAUUGUUCUGUUCAACAUUGUAAAGAAAGUGACACUGAACAAACUUGA